AUGAGGAAGCUUUGGGAAGCUGAGGUGUUCGCUGCGGUGCUCGGGGGCGCGUGCUUCCUGCUGCUGUCAGCACUGGUGGUUCGCCAGCUACUGAAGCAGAGGCGGCCAGCGGGCUUCCCCCCGGGCCCCCGGGGGCUGCCAUGUAUCGGCAACAUCUACUCUCUGGCCACCUCAGCUGACCUUCCUCACGUGUACAUGCGGAAGCAGAGCCAGGUGUACGGCGAGAUUUUCAGUUUAGAUCUUGGAGGCAUAUUAACUGUGGUUCUCAAUGGCUAUGAUGUAAUAAAGGAAUGCCUUGUUCAUCAAAGUGAAAUUUUUGCAGAUAGACCAUGCCUUCCUCUCUUCAUAAAAAUGACAAAAAUGGGAGGCUUACUCAACUCCAGAUAUGGCAGAGGAUGGAUUGAUCACAGAAGAUUAGCUGUAAACAGCUUUCGCUACUUUGGAUAUGGUCAAAAGUCUUUUGAAUCUAAGAUCUUAGAAGAAACUCAGUUUUUUACUGAUGCUAUUGAAACUUACAAAGGCAGACCUUUUGACUUUAAACAAUUAAUAACAAAUGCUGUUUCAAAUAUAACUAAUCUUAUCCUUUUCGGAGAACGAUUUACUUAUGAAGACACUGAUUUUCAGCACAUGAUUGAGUUAUUUAGUGAAAAUGUAGAACUAGCUGCCAGUGCCUCAGUCUUCCUGUAUAACGCCUUUCCAUGGAUUGGCAUCUUACCUUUUGGAAAACAUCAACAACUAUUUAGAAAUGCAGAUGUGGUUUAUGAUUUUCUCUCCAGACUUAUUGAAAAAGCGUCAGCCAACAGAAAGCCUCAUUCACCUCAGCAUUUUGUUGAUGCUUAUUUAGAUGAAAUGGAUCAGGGCAAAAGUGAUCCCUUAUCUACUUUCUCCAAAGAAAAUCUAAUUUUCUCAGUCGGCGAACUGAUCAUUGCUGGAACUGAAACAACCACCAAUGUGCUACGCUGGGCAAUGCUUUUCAUGGCCCUUUAUCCAAACAUUCAAGGACAAGUUUGGAAAGAGAUUGAUUUAAUUAUGGGCCCAAAUAGGAAGCCUUCUUGGGAUGACAAACGCAAAAUGCCUUAUACUGAAGCAGUUUUACAUGAAGUUUUAAGAUUCUGUAACAUAGUUCCAUUAGGGAUUUUCCAUGCAACCUCUGAAGAUGCAGUUGUACGUGGUUAUUCCAUUCCAAAAGGCACAACCAUAAUUACAAAUCUUUAUUCUGUACACUUCGAUGAAAAGUACUGGAGAAACCCAGAAAUGUUCUAUCCUGAGCGAUUUUUGGACAGCAAUGGAUAUUUUUCCAAGAAGGAUGCUUUGGUACCUUUUUCCCUGGGAAAUAUUGCGGUGAAAUACGACACAUUUAAGAGACCCAUGGACUAGAUAUGCAUCCUCAAGAAGAAUACACAUUUCGUCAGUUGAAAUGAGCUUCUCUUGUCUAUUGAACAAAAUGCCAAACCUCAAAUUAGAUCUCUUACAACAUAUCUGAAGACGCGGUAAUUUUGAAAUUAAGAGAAGUAAUAGAACAGAUGGAACUAAAACCUUAAAAGAAACCUAUGACCUAACAAAAGAACAUAAAGGAAUAGUUUCUGAAAGCUGAAAACGCUAGUUUGAAUUUGGAAGAUUUAAGAGAAUCCUUUACUAAACAUAACUUUGUAACAUUUAAAAUUCCAGAUUUCAUUAAUUGCAACCAAACAUCAGACAUCAAUUUUAGGAAAUACAGGCCUUAAAAACUUAUUGUAUCUCUCUUUUUCUUUAGGGAGAAGACAUUGUCUUGGAGAACAGCUUGCUUGGAUGGAAAUGUUCUUGUUUUUUACAACAUUGCUUCAGAGGUUUCAUUUGCAUUUUUCAC
Dipodomys ordii (Ord's kangaroo rat) is the source of this 1846-nucleotide messenger RNA. RefSeq names its product vitamin D 25-hydroxylase. Gene Ontology annotation, biological process: xenobiotic metabolic process. The transcript is spliced from 5 exons. Gene Ontology annotation, cellular component: cytoplasm; intracellular membrane-bounded organelle. NCBI's taxonomy places the organism in Eukaryota, Metazoa, Chordata, Mammalia, Rodentia, Heteromyidae. Gene Ontology annotation, molecular function: oxidoreductase activity, acting on paired donors, with incorporation or reduction of molecular oxygen, reduced flavin or flavoprotein as one donor, and incorporation of one atom of oxygen; iron ion binding; heme binding. The record is from RefSeq and is a predicted model, not a curated record. Bases 1 to 1377 code for a protein of 458 amino acids.